GCAGUACCUAAUUUCAGACUGUAGGGUUGACAUUUACACAUGUCCUCCCGAGUUUAUGGAACCGCCCCCGAAGUAAAACAGUAAGAAAAGUGUUAUGGGACUACACAAACUAUUGCGGGUCAUGUUGUGGUGGAUUGUGAUCGGAGCUAUUCACACUUCCGAUGGGUUGAAGGUGUUUGAAUUCUGCUCUGGGAAGAAGUUUUUCAUCCCAGACCACAUCAUGUCACGUGCCCCUCUCGGCUCUUACAUAUAUUUCACACCCAUCACUCCAGAGGCCAAAACACGGAUGGUGAUGAAUGUGACUCAGUCCCUGGACCCACACUAUAAGUAUAAGCAUGAAACGGUCUUCAUAUCGGAGUUGACAGACAGAGACCAGGGGAUUUUUUCAUGGUCACGUCAUAAUUCCAAAAAAUCUACUGACUUUCUUAAACUUAUAAUGAAAGACUGCACUGAGGAAAUGGAGGUGUACUACGGAAACCAGUUGGAGAUUUUCCCGAUGAAACGUGCUAUGGUGCUGGAGUUCUCUCCCCUUCUGGGGCCAUCAGACACACAGAUACUGUGGAGACCGGGCCAGACUAGCAGGCGGUGGUCUGCAGAUGUCGUCACCUCAGACCAACAGGGCAACUACACCUUACGAGGUCGCCUCGGGGUGGAGCUGCGGAAGAUACGCGUCACUGUGAUUGCUAAAACUAUGGAAGUCAGUGUUGAAGGAGAGGGGAGUCUGAUCAUCCGCUUCCCCAUCCCCACAUCCAAGUCAGUCAUCAGCUUCACAGACCAGUCCGGCAUGGAGCAUGUGCUUUACCAGAUGGGUAUUGAGAGCGUCGAUGUGCUCUAUAGUCUGCAUCUUGACGGUCGGGUCUCACUGCAGGACCACCCCUCAGGUUCUAGUGUCCGGAUCGAAGACUUGAGACCAAGCGAUGCAGGAACCUAUGAGGUCCGAGACUCGCAUGGCCAUCUGGUCGUUAUUGCCACCCUGGAGAGUCAAGAAAGCCCUUUAUCCUUUUUAAAAUAUUAUAUAGUGGCUGCUGUUUUUCUCUGCCUUGUCAUAUGCUGCUGUGUAUGCAAGUGCUGCUGUAGGAGGUGCAGCCAGUCAUCUAAAGCAGCCGGCACCCCCAAGCAAAGCCCAGGCCUGUACGAGGUAGCUGACUCAGAGGGUCGUUCCGAGGUGCCGCGGAGUUCCCUAAUUGAUGCCCCUGCACAGAAUCCUCUCAGGCUUUCUUAUGGUGUACCUUCUUUCUCUCUACCUUCUCUCUCUCUACCGCCUCUCUCCGUCUCAGGCCUGUACGAGGCUCCAGAUGUGCAGGUGGGGGGCACUCCACUGUACCCCAUCACCUCCAACCUUUCACCCUCAUCGGACGCGGCACCCGCCUUCCAGCCCACGAGGGGGAACGGAGACUCGCUUGACUUCCUGAGCACGGAGGUGCUCCCCGCCACCGUCUACACCUCGGAGCAGCUCAGUUUCCUCUAGUGCAAGGUCGGUGACUCACCCAGCGACUGCCUUCAGGGAAUACAGAUUCCUGCACUCCAGAACCUCCAACACUCGACCAGAUAGCGACAAGGACCAUGUCCGUCUGCCAGCAGCUGCAUAUACUGUGUGCUAGCAACAGGGGAAAAAUGUAUGUUUGUAUUUACGGCAGGGAUGCAUUUACAGUAUAUGUAAUACAUAAACACACAUACACACACAAACACACACACACAAACCAACCCUUAGGGGAAAUGCUGCAUGUUCAUUGAACAUUUUAUUUAUUUUAUUCGGUCAACUGAUUGCACUGUAUUUUAAGGGUAUAUGACAGAUAGCAAGUGUUAUACACACAUUCGAAUGGCCUCAGAAAGAGCACAUAACCGUGGGUGGUUAAUAUGUACUAUAUUUGACAGAUGUGUUUAUUAUUACUGUGUUAACUGUGUGUUUGUUUUCACACAUCACAGGUGAAUUAUAUCACUCUAUGUGACUGCACCACUUUUUAGUUGUUUUGUAUUAACUUGAGUCUUGUGUACAACAGGCCUUACCAGGCUGUUUUUUAUUAUUUGUGAAGAAAUGUAACACAUUUCAAA
Messenger RNA from Clupea harengus (Atlantic herring), 2052 nucleotides. RefSeq lists its product as uncharacterized. Bases 95 to 1468 code for a protein of 457 amino acids. Lineage: Eukaryota; Metazoa; Chordata; Actinopteri; Clupeiformes; Clupeidae. The transcript has 9 exons. The record is from RefSeq and is a predicted model, not a curated record.